This is a messenger RNA of Notothenia coriiceps (black rockcod), 1432 nucleotides long. RefSeq names its product alcohol dehydrogenase class-3 chain H-like. Gene Ontology annotation, biological process: formaldehyde catabolic process. Gene Ontology annotation, cellular component: cytosol. The record is from RefSeq and is a predicted model, not a curated record. The transcript is spliced from 5 exons. Bases 92 to 583 code for a protein of 163 amino acids. Gene Ontology annotation, molecular function: alcohol dehydrogenase (NAD+) activity; zinc ion binding; S-(hydroxymethyl)glutathione dehydrogenase [NAD(P)+] activity. Lineage: Eukaryota; Metazoa; Chordata; Actinopteri; Perciformes; Nototheniidae.
GACAGUAUCUUCAACGAGGCGUUUUGGGGAGGUCGAGGCAGAUUCCUCGUGUGCCGUGUUUGGCCUCGGAGCUGUCGGACUGGCGGCCAUCAUGGGCUGCCAGGCUGCUAAGGCCAGCAGGAUCAUUGGCGUGGAGGUAAACCCAGAGAGGUUUGAGAAAGCCAGACUGUUCGGAGCCACUGAAUGUGUCAACCCCAGAGAUCAUGCCAAGACCAUUCAGGAGGUUCUGCUGGACAUAACAAGCGGUGGGGUGGACUACGCUCUGGAGUGUGUCGGGAGUCCAGUUGUUAUGACCUCUGCGUUCGAGUCCACUAGAGAUGCCUGGGGAACCUGUGUCAUUGUCGGAUGGUCGGAGUCUGAGGCAAUAAACAUCAAGGUUGAAAAGAUCCUGAUGGGACGCACCUUGAAGGGGACUUAUUUUGGAGAUUGGAAGAGUGUGGAGGAUGUGCCUAAACUGGUGAAUGACUACAUGAAUGAGAAGCUGAAGCUGGAUGAGUUUAUCACCGACCAACUCCCACUGGAGAAAAUCAAUGUGGCCUUUGAUCAUCUGAAAAAAGGGAAAGGGUCUCCUCUGCCUGCGUGAUAUCAAUCACACAUGACGCACUUUAGACCACACCCCCUCCUCCCAAAGAAACUUUUCAAGAAUACGAAAGCAGUAUGGAAGAUAAGAGAGGAAGAUCAACGGACAGAGGACGUGUUGUGACGGGUGUUUAUGUGACUAGGCAUCCUCAUUUUUAAAUGUGUGACAUGCUUCCAGAUUUGUAAAGCUUUCUUUGGGGCCUUUUGCCUGAAUAUCUGCCUUAUCUUUGGGAAAACUAUCCAACGUUACUUAUCUUUUAUUUCCUCUUUGUGUUUGAACUUUAAAACCUCUGUAAUUGUCUCAGCUUUUUGCAACAUGGAGGAUAUGCUAUAUACAUUUCUAACAGUCAAUCUUAUAUUUUGUAUUUGUGUAACUUUUCUGCAGAUAUCUUCUCGAUAGGAAAUGUGUUAUAAGUGGUAUAGCGUUAAACAUAAAUAGAGACAGCUAACAUUUGCAAAUUGAAAUCAUAUUUACAUUUUUAUUUCUGGGUUCAUUUGUUUUCCCUCUUGCUGUCAUGUCACUUCACGGCGACGUCUCUUUAAGGCACGAGUCUUCAUGGAGAUAAUUGACAAAUAACAGAAAUGUCAGAUGAGGUAAAUGUCAUCACACAAAUAAAAGCAUGUCUGGAAAAAAAUGUCAAAAGGUGUCACCUUGACUUUAAGAAACGUCCUCUUAUUUACUUAGAAUGUACCGUAUUCCUGUGUGACAGAUGGCAUAUUAAAUAUUAGGAGAACAAAACUAUUUUAAAGCCCGCUUUCUUUUUGUUAAAAGCAAAUCAAAAAUAUAAUACACUGACACCCAUGUACGCACAUCUUUAAGGGGAAAUAAGUUUGCACUGAUUCAACUGGUAAU